UAAACCUCAGAGGAAGAAGAUUAGCAUGAUCUGUGGCAUUGUGUUGUUGUUAACAAACUGUUAAAAUAUACUUUUAGUAUGUAGAAAGAUACAAUCAGGUCAAUAAAAACAUUCCCAUGCACAUAGACAUGACUAAGUUUUGUAGCAAGCAGGAAUAUCUGGAGGAGUAUCAACUGAACUGAGAUCUGCUGCUGUGAAGAUGGUGUUUGUUAAAGAGGAGAGUGAGGAGGACAUGAGUGAACCAGAACCCUGGAGAAUAAAACAUGAGGAACAAGGAGGCCUGAUGAAAGUGAAAGAGGAAAGGCAAGAUCUAAAUGAAGUGGAGGAGAAACCUCAGCAUCAGAAAGCUCAUGAUGUCAACACUGGAGAAAAAACAUUGAGUUGCCACAAAACCGAAAACAGUUGCUCACAAAGCAGCAUUCAAGUAACAGAAGUCACAAGACCUUUCACCUGCUCUCAGUGUGGAAACACUUUCAAACAUAAAGGAAGCCUUAAGAGGCACAUGUUAAUUCAUACUGGAAAAAGGCCUUUCAUCUGCUCGCAGUGUGGAAAGAGUUUUACACAGAAAGGACACUUUAAUGAGCAUGUGCGAAUUCACACUUCAGAAAAGGCUUACACCUGCCCUCAGUGUGGAAAGACUUUCACACGCAAAGGAAGCCUGAAGAGGCACAUAUCAAUUCAUACUGGAAAAAAUCCUUUCACCUGCUCUAAGUGUGGAAAGCGUUUUACAUGUAAAGGUAAUCUUAAUUAUCAUUUGGAAACUCACACUGAAGAAAAGGCUUUCACCUGCACUCAGUGUGGAAAGACUUUCAGGUGCAAAGAAACCCUUGAGAAUCACAAGUUAAUUCAUGCUGGAAUAAAGCCUUUUACCUGCACUCAGUGUGGAAAGACUUUCAGGUGUAAAGAAACCCUUGAGAAUCACAUGUUAAUUCAUGCUGGAAUAAAGCCUUUCAGCUGCUCUCAGUGUGGAAAGAGUUUUACACAUAAAGGAAGCCUUAAGAGUCACAUGUUAAUUCAUUCUGGAACAAGGCCUUUCAGCUGCUCGCAGUGUGGAAACCGUUUCAAACAUAAAGGAAGCCUUAAGGUUCACAUGUUAAUUCAUAUUGGAAAAAGGCCUUUCAUCUGCUCCCACUGUGGAAAACGUUUUACACAGAAAGGACAACUUAAUGAGCAUGUGCGAAUUCACGCUUCAGAAAAGCCUUUCACCUGCCCUCAGUGUGGAAAGACUUUCUCACGUAAAAGAAGCUUGAAGAAGCACAUGUCAAUUCAUACUGGAAUAAAGCCUUUCUCCUGCUCUCAGUGUGGAAAGAGUUUUACUUGUAAAGGAAGUCUUGAUUAUCAUUUGAUAACUCACACUAAAGAAAAGGCUUUCAGCUGCUCUCAGUGUGGAAAGACUUUCAGGUGUAAAGAAACCCUUGAAAAUCACAUGUUAAUUCAUGCUGGAAUAAAGCCUUUCAGCUGCUCUCAGUGUGGAAACAUGUUCAAACAUAAAGGAAGCCUUAAGACUCACAUGUUAAUUCAUACUGGAACAAGGCCUUUCAUCUGCUCCCAUUGUGGAAAGCGUUUUACACAGAAAGGACAACUUAAUGAGCAUGUGCGAAUUCACACUUCAGAAAAGCCUUUCAGCUGCCCUCAGUGUGGAAAGACUUUCUCGCGUAAAGGAAGCCUGAAGUUGCACAUGUCAGUUCAUACUGGAAUAAAGCCUUUCACCUGCUCUCAGUGUGGAAAGAGUUUUACAUGUAAAGGAAAUCUUAAUUAUCAUUUGGUAAAUCACACUGAAGAAAAGCCUUUCAGCUGCCCUCAGUGUGGAAAGACUUUCAGGUGUAAAGAAACCCUUGAGAAUCACAUUUUAAUUCAUGCUGGAAUAAAGCCUUUCACCUGUCCUCAGUGUGGAAACACUUUCAAACAUAAAGGAAGCCUUAAGAGUCACAUGUUAAUUCAUACUGGAACAAGGCCUUUCAUCUGCUCUCAGUGUGGAAAGUGUUUUACACAUAAAGGACACCUUAAUGAGCAUGAGAUAACUCAUGCUUCAGAAAAGCCUUUCACUUGCCCCCAGUGUGGAACCAGUUUCACACGUAAAGGAAGCCUGAAGAAGCACAUGUCGAUUCAUACUGGAAUGAAGCCUUUGGUGUGCUCCCAGUGUGGAAAGAGUUUUACACAUGAAGGACACCUUAAUGAUCAUUUGGCAACUCACACUGACGGAAAGUCUUUCACCUGCUCUCAUUGUGGAAAGACUUUCACGUGUAAAGAAACCCUUGAGAAUCACAUGUUAAUUCAUGCUGGAAUAAAGCCUUUCAGCUGCUCUCAGUGUGGAAACACUUUCAAACAUAAAGGAAGUCUUAAGAGACACAUGUUAAUUCACACUGGAACAAGGGCUUUCGCCUGCUCCCAGUGUGGAAAGAGUUUUACACAUAAAGGACACCUUAAUGAGCAUGUGCUAAUUCAUGCUUUAGAAAAGCCUUUUACCUGCUCUCAGUGUGGAAACUCUUUCACACGUAAAGGAAGCCUUAAGAAACACAUGUUAAUUCAUACUGGAAUAAGGCCUUUCACCUGCUCUCAAUAGCACAAAGUUCAUCUGCACCACUCUCACUCUGCCGUAAGGCAAUUUAACUGUGAUGACUGCAGUAAAGCAUUUGCUUUGCCGUCAUUACUGAAGAACCACCAGAAAGUUCAUACAAAUGAGAAACUGUACGCCUGUCCUAUUUGUGGAAGAGAUUUCCAAGGUUUGACUCCCUGAAAAGACACCAGAAAAUAAUACAUGAUAGCUUGAUAAAUUCUGUGCUGUGUGGGAAAAGCUUUAAUACAGAAGAUCUCCCAUGCCAAAGCACCCAUAAGGGAGAGAAACCAUACAAGUGUUGAAAUAUGAAAAAAAAAAAGACAGUUAAUCAACAGUUACCACUAAAAUAUAAUAAAAUAGAAAAAAUCUCUGGGACUUUCUCUUCUGUUGACAUUCAUUCAAAAAAGCCAACCUGUUCUCAUUUCAAAGGCGUCCGAUAAUGAUAAUGAAAACCAUGCCCAAAAUCCCCAUGCCCUUCACGUCAGUAUCGACGGCAACUGUUUCUCAUUUAAAGCCUGAAACUUACCUGCGCGUAUAAAGACGCUUUUUGGGCAAAAGUCUUGAACAAACAUGCAGCAUUUAUGAGAACGGAUUGGAGUGUUAACCGGUUGCACACCGGACGGGAAGAGCCGUGCCUCGGACGUCUCAUAGUAGGCCUAUCGAACACUGGUCCAGUCUUUCUGUACUCGCGUUCUCAAGUUCAAGGUGGCAGUUUAAAACAGUGAAUCAAAUCACCGUACGUACAUAAAGUUCACUUCAAGAAUUAAUUCAAGUGGCGUCAGUAUAAGGAAAAAAACUGCAUAAACAGAGAGAGUGCAAUUAUUGUUUCUCUGCACUAUUUAAGGCACAAAAACAAAUCUGUUGUUAAAAUGCACAACACACAGUCUUGCAAACUAGGGAAAAGACAGAAUGUACACAUAUCCAUCCCAAAUCGAUGUAUUUUAGAAAUCUGAAUGGCAAACUGUGGUCCGGCAUGAUUUUGAACAGCUGUUGGGUGUAGAUGCGAGUUUGCGGUCAUAGAAUAGGCUAUCUUCUAAUUUUAAAGACGCGGUGCUUCACUUCUCUCAGUUUGCGACCUGUUUAGCUUUGUUUUGCUAAUGUUUGAGUUAAGUUCUCCUUUUAGGGGAAGGGCUCUGAUAGCGAUGGCAUGCAAAAUGGUAGAACAUAAUUUAUGAACCCGCCAAAUUGGCUUGUGAAUUGAUGUGCGUUACCCGCCAAGAUCGAUUUUCACCCGCAUUUGGCGGGUUGGCUGGUUGGCAAGAAAAGUGUAAAAAAUAGAAAUUCAAAUAGGGCUGCCCCCUAAUAGUCAACCAAGUGUUAGUAGACUAGAAGAGGCUUGAUCGACCAAGAUUUUAUUAAUUAGUUUGCAAAAAAAAAAAAAAAUCACAGGAAGUGGUGAAAAUAUUAGUAGGCAGGGGCAGCCAUACAUGCAAAUGUGAAUUUUCUGUUUACAUGUAACACAUUGCUACAUAAUACUUACUGUUGAAAUCUUGAUGUAACUAAGUGCAAAGUGAUGUCAUAAAAAUUGUUGAUACAUAUUGGUGGAAGUUUUGAAUGCUGUCAAUAGAUUGUCGCGAUUAAUCACACACUUACCGUGAAAUUAAGCAUACACCAUUUAUCUUGUUUAACACGUCCAUUUUGCCAUCAUUGCCUAUAUCCAGCAAAGUAAACCAACAGACUGAAGUGUGAUUCUCACAAAACUGUAUUUUUCAGCUUUUUUCAAGGUAAAUUUAAUGUCUUUCCAAAAAGGACACCAAAUAACCAAAUAUUUUUUCAUAUAAUUCAUACAUUUAUGUACACCAAAGCACCCAUAAAAAAAAUAAAAGCAAAAAAACGUUUCAGAAUUGAGUGUAUAGUAUGUGCAACAGCAAAGAGCUUGUUUGCAUUUUGUUUGCACAUCAAUAUAACAGAUUCACGUGUGCUUCUGUACGUUAUCGCAAUCGUCUUUACUUUGAUUGCAAUCCUUAUCCAUCAAAACUUUCAUAGCAAGAAGCUGAUUUGCUUUAUCCAGCAGAGAAACAUAGUUUUCAUAUCAUCUGGCCAUACAGCGGUGGGAUGGCUCGACGUUCCGUUCAGACAGGAACAGCGUGAUGCGGGAGGGCUCGUGCUCUUCAGAUACAAUGACACAAUAUGACAGAGUUCGUGUUUUAAAGCGAAACAGACACUGGAAUGAAUAAUUCUCUUUGCCAUCUCUGAUAUAAUCAGCAUGGACUUUAAGAUCAUCUAACUGUAUGACAUAAAUUAACUUAUGAUGCAA
Messenger RNA from Ctenopharyngodon idella (grass carp), 4814 nucleotides. RefSeq names its product gastrula zinc finger protein XlCGF57.1-like. The record is from RefSeq and is a predicted model, not a curated record. The transcript has 2 exons. Gene Ontology annotation, cellular component: nucleus. Lineage: Eukaryota; Metazoa; Chordata; Actinopteri; Cypriniformes; Xenocyprididae. The coding region runs from base 200 to 2563 and encodes 787 amino acids.